AUGUGCCACUUUGAACAGUAUUUCAGUUAUUUCAGCUUGGUGCGGAAGAUGGCAACAUCCCAGAAUGAGAAAGUGAUGGAAUUCCUCACCUGUGUGAUCUGCCAGGAACUGUACACAGACCCGUGUACACUGAGGUGUGAUCACACAUUCUGCAGAAAAUGUGUCACCAAGUACAUCCAAACCAGACCAGAUGCUGUACAGUCCAAGACGAUACCAUGUGCCUUCUGUCGACAAGAUACCAAGGUCCCCCGUCCAAGCCGGCCAGUGGAGGAGUGGGCGGGGCAGAUCAAACCCAGCAUCAUUAUACAGGGGCUGAUUGACACACUGGGGACUGAGGAAACGUCAAGCAUCUGCUGCAUGAUCUGUCAGCAAAUAGGGGAGACAACUCCAGGUGCCUUGUGGUGUCCUGAGUGUGAAGUGGCCCUCUGUGACAGAUGUGUAAAGACACACCGGGUUAGUCCUACGUCACAGGACCAUGACCUGUGUGACCUGUCAUCUAGGUCAAAGGUCAAACGGAGGGUUAAGUGUACAGAACACAAGAGUAACAAUGUAGAGUUCCACUGUAAAGACUGUCAGAAGGCUGCUUGUCAGACAUGUUAUAUCACCUACCACAGAGCUUGUAAAACUGUCGUCACCAUUGACUCUAUGAAGCCAGAGAUGGAGGCAGCACUGCUGGAGAAGAGAUUUGACAUGGGGAAGAGACUGAAAGUGAGGUCGAAGAAAGUAGAGCUGAAAAAUAAUAAACUCAAGACUAUUUUUAGAGUUAAAGAGUCAGCUGUACAACAUAUUAGGUCAAUAUGUCAGACAGCUAUAAACAAGAUUAAACAGAAAGAAACACAACUCUUGGAUGAACUGAAUACCAUUACACAGACGUACGCCGGCCAACUCCGCUCUGGUGUGAAGCUUGAAGAGAUUGAGAUGCAGAUGUACAGACAACAUUUUGAGUUCAUUGACCAGGCCUUGGUAUCGGACUGUGAGAUGGACCUGUAUGACGCGUAUCAGGCCUGGGAGUUGGGGGCUGUAGAGGUGGGGGAUGUCAGGUACACAGAUACAGCAGACACCUGGAGAAUAGAUAACAUCAGGUUUACAUCAAACGCUGAGCAUGUCCAGCACAUCAUAGAUAACCUACAUCUGGGAAAGAUUCACGUCACAUAUCAGGAUCAGAAGAAAUGUCUGCUGUCGCCUGUUCUAGUUGGAAUUACAGACGGGAGGAUGGCGGGUGAUGAGAAUGAGCCUGAUCUACGCGACGUCACAGUCCUGGUUGUAGACGGUAUACAGACUGCUGUGGUUACCGACAUGAAGAAUGAGUGUGUAAAAUCUUUCUACACAACAAACAACCAGCGAUGUCAAAGUAAACUUCCCCUUGGUGGCCUUCCAUGUGGUGUAACACAGUUGAAGGAGACACAGGUGAUGGUGGCUGUCCCUGGAUCCCAUCAGAUUGUAACAGUAAAAGUGACCCCUGACCUGGCCCUGCUCUCGUCCUUCACAACAAAUAAGGUGUAUUACAGUCUUGCUGUUUUGAAUCCUUCCUGCCUAGCAGCAGGUGGAUACGGCGUCGUUGAUAUCCUGGACAUGGCGGGGCACGUGCUGAGGACACUCACUAAACGCAACAAGACCCUGUUUACCUUCCCCUACUACAUGUGUGUCAACAGCAAGGGCAACAUAUUCGUGUCCGACGAGAGGAAGAAGUCUGUGACAUGUCUAACGUCAGAAGGUGAUGUUGUGUUCAAAUACGCACCUACCGGAGACAGAGCGCUCAGCUUGCCUCGUGGCAUCACAACUACCAGCAAAGGAGACAUUCUGCUUGUAGACAGGAGCACCAAUGAAAUGAUUCAGCUGACAGAGUCGGGGGAGUUAGUUGGAGAUGUUCUCAAGUCAAAAGACGUGUGUGAUGUAUUCUGCGAUAAAUACGGAUUCUUCUUUCUGUGUACAAAAACGGAUGUGAGAGAGUAUAUGUUAGUAUGAUAGAAAAAACAAAACAAUCAUGGAUUGUGCAUGAGGUUAUUCUGAAAAGGUUAUAAGUAAAUUUAUGUAAAGAGAAUAGAUCGAGUAAAAGAGUAGAAUACAUAAUAAUAACAGUCUUGGGUAUCACUUUUCAGUCAAGCCGACAUACGAUAUUCAAAUAGGUUACUUCCUGCAAUGAAUAAUCCACGUGAUCACAAGGUGAAAGACACCACUAGUGACAGUUGUUAUAGAGAUACUUGUGGUGACAUCGGCCACAGAAGGUUAACUUGGUCUAACCGUAAUGCUAUGAUUUAUACUACCUGAAGUAUAAACGUCCUGGACACCAAUUUAGCGAAAAAGAGGUCCCAAGAAAAAACAUAGCACACUGCUCAAGGCAUGCA
Haliotis rufescens (red abalone) is the source of this 2345-nucleotide messenger RNA. Its product is annotated as tripartite motif-containing protein 3-like. Gene Ontology annotation, cellular component: chromatin; nucleoplasm. Bases 1 to 1965 code for a protein of 654 amino acids. NCBI's taxonomy places the organism in Eukaryota, Metazoa, Mollusca, Gastropoda, Lepetellida, Haliotidae. Gene Ontology annotation, biological process: positive regulation of DNA-templated transcription. The transcript has 3 exons. The record is from RefSeq and is a predicted model, not a curated record. Gene Ontology annotation, molecular function: zinc ion binding; ubiquitin-protein transferase activity.